UUAUCGUCUGCUGCAGCAGACAACCCGGCAGCGAGAGGAGGGGACGUACUCGGGCAUUCGGAGCGAACACGUUACCAGCACGGCCAAAUUAAGCCAGAAUUUAGAAAAUAAUUAUUGGGAAAAAAAUCUACAAGCAGAGGUAUUUAAAUAAACAGGAAGUUAAAAUUUCUAGAGAUUCAUUUGGCCCCUCCCUCUCUUAGUACUAUAAGUUGUGUAACAUUUUUAUUGUAGCCUACUCUUUUCGCAUUGUUUACUGUCCAUAAAGAAAAUUUGUGGGGAAAAAAAACCUGCAUUUGCUACCUUACGUUUCCAACCUCUAUUUUCACACAAAUAAAUGGGUGAUUACGGGUUCGGUUUGUUACAGACAGCCAACAUUGACAGCAGCUCUACGGUCUUUGGCGGAGGAGCCUUCAGGUCCUACGCGUCUCCCUCCCUUGCUUCGAGUGCCCGAGUCUCCCCCGUUUCUCCCAGCGGCUUCACGGUCUCCGGCAGCAGCUGCGCCUCCGUCGCGUCCUCGCCGUUUCCGUUCGCUGCUGCGCAACAGCGAAACAUGCAGGAUGAGCUGCUCUUUGGUGUGACGAUCACGCAGCGGCAGCAGCAGCGGCACUCUCCGUCCACCGACGACGACGACAGCAGCAGCGACGGCACGACCCGUCACACCGGGGCGCAGCGAUCCGGCCACGGCAGCGGCGUUAACAACAAUCCCGAUUGCGGCAAUCAACUGGGUCAGCGGACGCGGACGGACUACGACCGGCUCAACCAGAACCAGCAACAGUUGCCCGAUUUUAAGAGCGUGAAUCCAGAGAAAUUCGGCCAGACGCAGCAGAUUUGUGACCUUCAUCAGCAGCGCAAGAAGCAUCAGCAAAUCAUUGGACAGCAGCCGCAGCAGGAGACGGAGUUCGGCACCGUGCAGCCGCCCCCACCCCAGGGAGAGGUCGGUGUCCCCGGACAGAAGCAGCAGUAUCCCGCUAUAACCCAGCACCACCGAGGGUCUCCCGAGUCGGAACACAGCUCAAACGGGAGCCCCGGUCGGGUCGCCCCCUUAUCAACCGAGGACGUCGACGCCAAUGUGGUGACCGCUGCGUCACCGUCGCCCUCUUCCGCGAAUCCGAACAAGGUCAAGAUCCAAAUGGACUCCCCCACCGCCCACCUCAUUAACAACGGCAAUGGAAACGGCGCCGCAAGCAUGCUGGCCGGCGGUCUCGGAGCCGGCUUCUCCAGCCUCCCGAACGCAGAAAUGCAGAGUCCGCACCAGAAUGCGGGCGGCUCCACAUCCCCGACCUUACCCGGAUUCGGAACCCCGUGGUCGGUCCAGACCAGCUCCCCGCCGCCGCCUGUCACUAGCUCCGCCAACCCCAAUCACGCAAACGCUAUGAAUCAGGUCUCCGGUACCGAACCCGACAACAGUUUCUACCCCGGGCUCCCUUCCUCCAUCAACCCGGCGUUCUUCCAGAGUUUCUCGCCAGUUUCGCCUAAUCCCUGUGCGGGGAUUAACGUGCCGGGCUUCGGCAACCCUUUCUCGCCCCAGAUCAACGUUCCGCAGCCGCAGCAGAGCCGGCGGUCCCCGGUCAGUCCACAGAUGCACCAGCAGCACCAGGGCGCCUAUCUCCAGCAUAGGAACAACUAUAACCAGCACCAGCCCAUGAUGAAGCAGUCUCCCUGGAGCAGCCACCAGGGGGGUGGUUGGAGCUCUGCUGGUGUGUCCUGGGGCGGGGUGCACGGCCGGGACCACCGGCGUGGCGGGGGCAUGGGGGUCCCCGGUACUGUAAACCAGAUCUCACCGAUGAAGAAGCCCUUCUCCAGCAGCGUCAUUGCCCCGCCCAAGUUUCCGCGCUCCACCGCUGGCACGGCUGCCUCACUUACACCCAAGUCCUGGAUGGAGGACAACGUGUUCCGCACUGACAGCAACAGCAACACACUUCUGCCCCUACAGGACCGUUCCAGAAUGUACGACAGCCUGAACAUGCACUCCCUCGAAAGUUCCCUGAUUGACAUUGUGAGAGCUGAGCAGGAUCCCAUGAAGGGCCGAGUCGGAUUCCCACACCAAGGGGCUGACAAUCUCCUCAUGCUCAAUGGCCGCUCCUCCCUCUUCCCCAUUGACGAUGGUCUCCUCGACGACGGCCACAGCAACCAGGGGGUUCCUGGCGUCCUCGGCUCCCCCAAUUGCUACCCUCACCAGAACGGCGAGCGCAUUGAGCGUUUCUCCCGCAAAGUGUUUGUGGGGGGCCUGCCCCCAGACAUCGAUGAAGACGAGAUCACGACCAGCUUCCGUCGUUUUGGCCAUCUGGUGGUUGACUGGCCACAUAAGGCGGAGAGCAAGUCCUACUUUCCCCCCAAAGGUUACGCCUUCCUGCUGUUCCAGGAGGAGAGCUCUGUACAGGCUCUCAUCGAGGCCUGUCUGGAAGAGGAUGGCAAGCUCUACCUGUGUGUGUCCAGCCCCACCAUCAAGGACAAGCCGGUCCAGAUCCGCCCCUGGAAUUUGAGCGACAGUGACUUCGUGAUGGACGGCUCGCAGCCCCUCGACCCCCGGAAGACCAUUUUUGUGGGCGGAGUGCCACGCCCCCUCAGAGCAGUGGAGUUGGCCAUGAUCAUGGACAGGCUGUAUGGAGGGGUCUGCUAUGCGGGCAUCGACACUGACCCGGAGCUGAAGUACCCCAAGGGUGCAGGCCGUGUGGCCUUCUCCAAUCAGCAGAGCUACAUUGCAGCCAUCAGCGCCCGAUUCGUCCAGCUGCAGCACGGUGACAUUGAUAAGCGGGUGGAGGUGAAGCCGUACGUGCUCGAUGACCAGCUGUGCGACGAGUGCCAGGGCGCUCGCUGCGGCGGCAAGUUUGCGCCCUUCUUCUGCGCCAAUGUCACCUGCCUGCAGUACUACUGCGAGUUCUGCUGGGCCAACAUCCACUCCCGUGCCGGGCGCGAGUUCCACAAGCCGCUGGUGAAGGAGGGCGCUGACCGGCCCCGACAGAUCCACUUCCGCUGGAACUGAGGUCCCGCCCCCUUCCCACGUCUGUCCCGACGUUUCCUGCUCUUAACCUCUCCCCUGCCUGCUCUUACCCUGCCCCCUGACCCCACCCACAAAAGUAAACACAGGCAGGCAGAAAUAAGUGCAUCCUUCUGUACCCACGCCCAAAAAAUGCGCCACCCACCCUCUGAGACACCCCGGGCACACACUACACACAUUGUCUGUCCUUGGUAGCAGCCAAAAUUCGACACUUAUUGCCCUCCCCCAUCCCCCAACCAAAUCCCCACACAUCUUAGACCCCGACUUUUUCAGCGGUACUUUAUGAUUUUUUUUUAAGUAACACGGCAGAAAAAAACAGGAAUCAAAUCUCUUCCUAUUUUUCCCCCCAAAUUAUUUUUCUACGUAUGGUUUAAAGUAGGUAUGAGGAUUUUUUUUUUUUGACAUGUGAGCAGUUAGCCCCACCCACCUGUCUGCCCACCCCGAUUGCUGCUAUAGCCCCCCUGGUGGAUGAAGUGUGCACUUAUUUCUGGGGAAAAUGAAAAACCUCGGUUCAUAUCUGUCCCAAGUCACGUACCAAAGGUAGCGGAGUGAUAGGAGGUACGCGAAAGAAGCUUUUCUGCCGUGAGCCAACGAAGUCUGAUUUUUGUACCGUCUCUCUUUGCUGUGUAUUCUUACUGGGGAAGAAAAAAACACACUGAUACAGAAAAUGUUACUCUUUCUCUCUCCAUUUUGACUUGCGGAAAAAUAAUACCUCAUUACACUGAUCUGGUUUGUUAUCGGAACAUUUUUAAUCACAAGCUAUAUUAGAAGCUUUUGCUGCUAUAUAUGAUAAAUAAGUAUAUUUAUAGGUGUUAUAAUCAAUGCCAUGUAUUAACACGACAGCAAGUGAGAACAUGCAUAGCACCCAGAAAAAAAACAGC
Brienomyrus brachyistius is the source of this 3879-nucleotide messenger RNA. It is a transcript of the gene cpeb2, whose product is annotated as cytoplasmic polyadenylation element binding protein 2. Gene Ontology annotation, molecular function: translation factor activity, RNA binding; mRNA 3'-UTR binding; ribosome binding. Gene Ontology annotation, biological process: negative regulation of cytoplasmic translation. The record is from RefSeq and is a predicted model, not a curated record. Gene Ontology annotation, cellular component: neuron projection; cytoplasm; nucleus. Lineage: Eukaryota; Metazoa; Chordata; Actinopteri; Osteoglossiformes; Mormyridae.